This is a messenger RNA of Pan troglodytes (chimpanzee), 321 nucleotides long. Its product is annotated as cytochrome c oxidase subunit 7C, mitochondrial-like. Gene Ontology annotation, cellular component: respiratory chain complex IV. Gene Ontology annotation, biological process: mitochondrial electron transport, cytochrome c to oxygen. The record is from RefSeq and is a predicted model, not a curated record. NCBI's taxonomy places the organism in Eukaryota, Metazoa, Chordata, Mammalia, Primates, Hominidae. Bases 1 to 282 code for a protein of 93 amino acids. The transcript has 2 exons.
AUGGACACAUCAGGUAUCCUAGCUUCACAAAGUGCCGCCAUUUCAUCCAUCCUCGGUUUCUAUGCCUUUCGCAGAGCUUCCAGCAGCGCUACGUUGGGCCAGAGCAUCCGGAGGUUCACAACCUCUGUGGUCCGUAGGAGCCACUGUGAGGAGGGCCCUGGGAAGAAUUUGCCAUUUUCAGUGGAAAACAAGUGGUCGUUACUAGCUAAGAUGUGUUUGUACUUUGGAUCUGCAUUUGCUACACCCUUCCUUGUAGUAAGACACCAACUACUUAAAACAUAAGGAUGUUUCAGUUCAUCCAUUAACAGAUAUGAAGAGCAU